GACAUUGUCCGGGAUGUCACCCAGCAUCGUAGGGUCAUUGACCCGGGGGUGUAUGGCACCGUCUGCAAGUAUUCAUCUCGGUUGGCAGGAGUGUAUCUCACAUUUCGCGUUGUCCAGAUCAAUAUUAGCCCCCAUCCGCUUUUUCGUUGUCGUACUUCGCUGUGCCACGGAAUCGGGAAGCCUCCAUCAUGGCUUCACUCACGGACACACUUAUGGCGGACACUUGGGACAUCCUCUUCGAAGCACUCGCUCCCGCCUUCGCCUUCGGCACGUCGUCCCACCGCCAUCCCAAGUUAUAACGCAUCACGCGAACAAAUGUACAAAACUCGUAACCGCAACCUCCUCAUGUAUACCUCUGCAGUGGUGAUCCUUGGAGUUGGCAUAACAUAUGCAGCUGUCCCUCUUUACCGCAUGUUCUGCUCAGCAACCGGGUUCGCUGGCACCCCAUCCGUCGUAUCCACCUCCUCCGGUCGCUUCGAUCCAUCUCGAUUGACGCCGGAUACAGAUGCGCGCCGUAUUCGCGUCCACUUCAACGCAGACCGUGCGGAAGCGUUACCUUGGAAGUUCUUCCCACAGCAAAAGUACGUCGAGGUACUCCCCGGAGAAUCCAGCCUUGCAUUUUACAAGGCGAGGAAUGAGAGCGAGAAGGAUAUCAUUGGCAUUGCAACGUAUAACGUAACUCCUGAUCGCGUCGCGCCAUAUUUUUCAAAAGUCGAAUGCUUUUGUUUUGAAGAGCAGAAACUCCUCGCUGGAGAGGAGGUAGAUAUGCCUCUGCUUUUCUUCAUAGAUAAAGACAUCCUCGACGAUCCCUCGUGCAGAGGCGUUAACGAUGUCGUAUUGAGCUACACGUUCUUCAAAGCGCGGCGUAAUGCACAGGGUCAUCUUGAACCGGAUGCAGAGGAAGACGUUGUUCAAAGAUCACUCGGGUUCGAGGGAUACGAGCACAGUCCACGGGCUGAAACGAAGAAGGUUGAAGGAAGCAAAGCCAACAGUUGAUUCAGGCUAUGGAAUAACUCGCCCACUGAAGUGUCAGAACCACCCUCGUAUUGAGUUUUGGUGGAAUUGCUUUCAUACUCGGUGGGCAUAGAUGUCCCCCCUACGGGUCCCUUUGCGCACUUCUUGUUGCACCGAGAUUUCCACUGACAUGAAAAAUACAUCCCGACCGAGUCAAGGCACCUUGUCCACCUCCAGUCCCACAUAAAUACGGUGAUUCUGCGGAGCCAAAACUAAAUUCAAUUUG
Pisolithus orientalis is the source of this 1240-nucleotide messenger RNA. Its product is annotated as cytochrome oxidase assembly factor. Gene Ontology annotation, molecular function: copper ion binding. The record is from RefSeq and is a predicted model, not a curated record. The transcript has 3 exons. Lineage: Eukaryota; Fungi; Basidiomycota; Agaricomycetes; Boletales; Pisolithaceae. Gene Ontology annotation, cellular component: mitochondrial inner membrane. Bases 316 to 996 code for a protein of 226 amino acids.